Rhipicephalus sanguineus (brown dog tick) is the source of this 4463-nucleotide messenger RNA. Its product is annotated as zinc finger CCCH domain-containing protein 4. The transcript has 12 exons. Gene Ontology annotation, cellular component: nucleus. NCBI's taxonomy places the organism in Eukaryota, Metazoa, Arthropoda, Arachnida, Ixodida, Ixodidae. Gene Ontology annotation, biological process: negative regulation of DNA-templated transcription. Gene Ontology annotation, molecular function: metal ion binding; RNA binding. The record is from RefSeq and is a predicted model, not a curated record. The coding region runs from base 208 to 3801 and encodes 1197 amino acids.
UUGCUGACGUCGCCUCCUGCGGCUGCCUCAUCGAGGAUGACGUUGCGGUCAAAUGUGGUGUGUCGUUUGCGAGACGCAGUGUUUUCCCACUUCUGGAGGAAUAUGUCCGCGGUUAGCGCUAACACUUCGACAUCACUCUGAAAACCCCCAUAACAAGAUCGAUCUCUGCAGUGUGGCGCAGCACAUCCGAGAGCCGGCCGCGCGUAGAUGGCCCUUGAAAGUGUGUUUGCAAAAGCUCUCCCUAAGGUUGGGCAUGCAAACAAAGACACACAGAAUGGAGAAAUGGAAAGUGAAGGCGUGGACGAAGAUGUUCCAUCAGCCGAUCUCGAAGAGGGAGAAAUCAUUGAUUCAGGUCAAGAGGACAGUGACGAUCAGAGAACCGGGCCACCAGGUCCACUGCUCAAGGGGCCUCCACUGCCUCCUCAGGAGGCACUGCGCCCGGCAUUCACCAAACUGGAGAAACGCAAGCGCAAAAAGCGAAAGAAGGACGAGCCUGGUGGUCCCGAGCAAAAGCAGAAGCGGGCCCAUUACGUAGACCAUGAUCGCAUGGUUGAUGACACCGUGUGGUUCUCACCCGAAUCUGGUGGUGGGCCAUCGCGAGGGCACCACUCUCACCAUGGUGGCUCCAUGCCCCCUAGAGACUUCAGUUCUCCCGGUCCUUAUGACGACAGCUACAUGCCCAUGGCUCUACUCCACGACCAGUUGGAAUUUGAGCGUUUAUGCGCCUCCCGAGGGGUGCUUGAGGAAAUGCUAAACGGUGGCCUACUAAUGCGCAUACAUCCGUGCGAUAUGUCUCCACGAGGAGGAUGUGAUUCGCCUGAAGGUAGCGGGGGCCCUGAGGGUCACCAGGAAGGCAUGGGGGGACCCCCGCCACCGCACGCUGGUGGCUUUCCAAGCGGUCGAGGUGGACGCGGUCGUGGAAAGUCAUUCAUGAUGGACAGUCGAAGACCGGGCCCACCGAAGAAGAAGAAGAAGAAAAAGCUGGCCAUGUCGGGUGGCAGGGGCGGUGGCGCCGGUGGGAAACGUGGUGACGGCCCACCCAAGCGCUCCAUAUGCAAAUUCUACCUCGACUCCAAGUGUGUCAAGGGGGCAGACUGCCCAUUUUCGCACGAUGUGCCACAGCCUCGCAAGGCUGACCUGUGCAAGUUCUACCUGGGUGGCUACUGUGCCCGCGGGGAACACUGCUCCUUCAUGCACCAGGACUUCCCCUGCAAAUUCUUUCACACGGGUGCCAAGUGCUACGCAGACACCGCCUGCCGUUUCUCCCACCAGCCCUUGACGGAUGAGACAAGACGGUUGCUCCACAGGUAUCUGGACAACCACGGCAGCCGUGGCGACGAUGACAUUCCCCCUGGGCCUGGCCCAAAUGGCCCCGAGCCCAUGGAUCGGCCGGACUGCCUUGACGAGGACAUGGGACCAGGUGACGACUUUGGAGGAGGGGGACCGCAGCCGGGCAAACGGCCAUCGUUGCUGGGUUCGCCCCCACGACACGUGAAGGAGGCGGCCGAGACGUGGCGCAUGCAGUUCCUGGGCGGAGGUGGGCCACCGAUGCGAGGGGGUCCAAAUGCACCCCCCUCUUUCGGUCCCCCACAGGGGGCCCCCAUGAUGAGUCCCCCAAGAGGACCAGGGCAGGGAUUCCCGCACAGACCUUUAUUCUACAUGGACUCCCUGUCUCAAAGCCCCGUACGUGGCUCUAUGCCGCCACCAGGCGCCAGUCCACCACAGAUGGGUCGCCCAUCACCUGUGCACUGCAUUGAGGACAGCUUUGGUGGGCCACCAGGCCCCAUGGGCCCCGGCGGUCCCAUGCGUCCCUUGCCUCAAGGCCAGAUGGGCGGCUUUGCAUCCCCCACCAUAGCCUCACCACCUCAGCAAGAUCAGGGUGGCAGUGGUCCCGGCUUUGCUCCUGCUGGUGGCAUGUCCCCACUCGGGAUAUUCUAUGACUCAAGUCAGGAUCAUCCAAUGAGUCCACCACACCAGCACUCACCACACCAUACUGCGCCCCAAUCCAUACCGGGCCUGAACUUGCUCAGCUCACCCUCGCCACCACACAGCCAGGGGCCAGAGCCAACAAAGAUUCCCUCGACUGAUGCAAGUUCAGAGGAACCGCAUCAAUCACCACAGCGUCCUGCGCAUACAGACGAACAGGACACCAGUGAUGACUCUCUUCAUGCUGUCAGUGAAAAGAAAGUCCUCCCUCCGAACCUGCCACGGAGACAGAGAGAGCUCUUCAUGAGAAUCCAGCAGCAGCAGCGUGCAGCCGAGAUAACAGCAGCUGCCGAGUCACCCACUUCUGGCGGCACAAGUCAAGCGGCGGCCACUGACAACACAGAAAGUCCUGUGGUAGCCAAGCCUGAGCCAAAGAACAUAGUUUGUCUAGGCAACAGCGAGAGCAGCGACGACGACGAGGAUUAUGAUGAUGACCAGCCACUUCGAGCAGUCUUGAAGAAACUCCAGCAGGGACCAGUGGAAAACACAGUGCCAGCAAAUGUUCCCAGCACAGGCCCCACAAGUGCACCAUCGACAAUGCAACAGCCUGCUGUCACGUUGCCUUCCAUGGCUGGGAUAGACAUUGCCAGCAUGCUGAACAGCAUCCGACAAGUUCCCAGUCAGUCACAGACUAACUUUUGGAAGCAGCUUUUCUCGGGUGUGCCUGCUGCCACUGCGGCUGCUACAUCGGUGGCAGAUACAACAACACCUGCAUCAUUUUCUUCGUUGCCACCUGCAAGUAGAGAUCCGAGGCGGGCCAGGGGCGACAGCCAGAUUGCCAAACCAUCAACGGAACUGUCACAGUUGUCACGAGACCCAAGACUUAGAGACAAACCGCCACCUGUUGUCAAAGCUGCCGAAGUAGCCUUUGUGGAGUCCAAAGAUGGAGAUGUGCCUUUCCGACUCACUCCAAUCCUCAGGGCACUUCCAAAGUACGAUGACGUUGCGCACAGCGGCAGCAUCCCAGAGACUAAGCUCAAGAAUGAUCCUCGUCUUGCCAAGUAUAUGAGCCAAAAAGCGCCCCCAGUCGUGCCUUCUGCUGAGGUUGUGCAGUCCCUUCCCCUACCUGCUGUGACUGUGCUGCCACAGUUGCCCACCGUCAGACGUGAUCCGAGAAUGGCCCGUCACCUUGAACAGCAGCAGCCACCGCAGCAACAGCUGGUAGUGGAAAACAAGCCACUCAUUGCGGAACCACCGAAGGUCGCACCUUUGCCCGCCGAAGUUGUCCCCAAAGCUGAUCCGAGGAAAGCUGCUGCAUUAGCUGCCAAUGGUAGUGCAGUGUCGUUACGGUUGGACCCACGUCUUGCAAAACGGCUUGAUCAACUGCAAAAGGGAUCUGCUUUGAUCGCAACUGAGACACCUGCCUCAAAGCCCAAAGACGACAGUGCAAUGGAGGUCGACAGGGAACAGCAACAAGAGACAAAGCCAGCCACUAAGCGCGAUCCCAGGCAGAGGACCAGGGGCACUGGAAGAUCCAAGGCAAGCGCUGACGGGGCAGGUCGCAAGAACCGCAUGGACUAUGCAUCGCCAUUGAGUACGUACGAAAGCGAGGGGGACAGGCCGAGUGGCUACAGCAGCUACCAGCGGCGACCGCAGCCACGACCGCCCGUUCUCCCCACUGACGUGCCAGCACCUGCCGUGCCACUUCCUCCCCAGCCGUCGAUGCCGCCAGCCCCACCUAUGCACGACCUGAUGCCAAAUAUGCCACCUCCAGGUGUCAUCUCAGAUGACCUCUUGUUUGAGGCCGACCAGGCCAUGAAGUCACUCAAGGACGUCUUCAAGACAAAAGAUCCAACGGCUUCACCGUUUUGCUGAUGAAAGGGGCCGCUGCUUGUAAAUAGCAUGACCAGAGCAUCAUUGUAAGCGCAAGUUGCUCACCGUUUGAGAUGUGGCCCCUGCCGAGACCCCUUAAUGUGUGCCAGCAAGUAUUGCCUGUACUGUACAUAACAUCGACGUGGGAGACAUGGUGCCACAUGGCGCUGAAGAAAGUGCACGCACCGCUGCCAAGCACAACAAAGCAAUAGCUUGCCAUGCGUGGACAGUUGUCAGUGGAAGCUUGCAGGAACAGGUUCCAUGAGCAGUGCCAUGUAUAUAAACCUACUGCUGUCUCAAAAAGGCCAACUGCUUACAGUCUGUGCUGCUUCUGAAAGGGUGCAGAACUGCCAGUGCAUUUGUGGCUUCCUUGCAUAUUUUAUGUGCCUGUAUGUAAUUAUCCAUCUCCCUCUUUCUUGCCCGGUGUGGUGGUCUUUGCAGGAAAGGUCAACAUGAACAUGUUCAGUGCUGUGUAAAGGCUUCUCAUGAGGGCAUCAGUGAAGAUGUACAUUUUACUUCACUCUCAGUCUAGCAUUGAAAGGAUGUACUGGGAGAACAACAGAUGUGCCCCACCACAAGGGAUCCACAUUUCUUUGUUCUUAAUGGACUAAUGGGACAAAAUAAAGAACUUUACCAUUACUGCUGUGAGACCAAGCAAGCGUGAA